GUCACACGACAGCAAUGACGAAAAAAGGCAGGAAUGUGGUGCACAGGAAUCCGAAUUUUUAUAACCUAUUUUUUUGAAUAAAAAAUGCCUAAAAAGCACUUGUUUGUUGAAUUAUUCCGUAGUAAAUUUUUCGAUUAUUCCUCAGUACCAUUAAGUCAGUAAAGAUGGCCAGCAACCAAGAUAGCAACGUUCCUGCAAGUAUCGAAGAAUUACUUAAAAAACACAAGCAGGAGAAGAAAGAUUUGCAAGCGGAAAUUCAAGCUCUGAAAAAAGGGGAAGGUGCUUUGUCGAAAAAGAAGAAAAAAGAAGUUGCAGACAAAGUAGCGAAAUUACAGAAACUCCUCGACGAGAAACAAGCCAAGGAGUUGAAUGACCUUAAAUCGGCAGAACUUGAUAAGGUAGAAGAGAGCGUGCUUCGCCGAAGUCCUCGCACUCAAACCCGAAAUGAAAGAAAAAAAUACGAAUCGGCAGAGCCUGACAUAUUAAAAAGUGAUCCUGAAGAACCCAACAAGGUGGAACCAGACAAAACUACUCCCAAAGUUGAAAGCGCUCUUCGCAGAAGCCCUCGCAAAAGGCCUACCUCUCAAGAAUACCGAUCGACACAACCUGACAAGGUAGAAGAUAAACUCAGUGAAGGUGCAAGUGAAAAAACGACCCCCAAAGCAAAAAGAACUCAUCCUAGAAGGCCACGCUCUAGAGAAUAUAAAUCAGCCGAAUCUGAUACGGUAGAAGAUGAAAAAAGUCCUACCAAAGGAAGAAGCGGUCUUCGCAGAAGGCCACUCUCUCAAGAAGACAAAUCAGCUGAUUUGUCUACACCAUCAGGUUCAGCUGAACCUGAUGGUGUAGAAGACAAAAUUAGUGAAGGUACAAGUGCAAAAAGUCCUACCAAGGGAAGAGGUGGUCUUCGCAGAAGGCCUCUCUCUCAAGAAGAUGAGUCAACAGAACAUGAUAAGGUAGAAGACAAAAUUAGUGAAGGUACAAGUGCAAAAAGUCCUAUCAAAGGAAGAGGUGGUCUUCGCAGAAGGCCUCUCUCUCAAGAAGAUGAAUCAACAGAACAUAAUAAGGUAGAAGACAAAAUUAGUGAAGGUACAAGUGCAAAAAGUCCUACCAAAGGAAGAGGUGGUCUUCGCAGAAGGCCUCUCUCUCAAGAAGAUGAAUCAACAGAAGAUGAUAAGGUAGAAGAUAAAAUUAGUGAAGGUACAAGUGCAAAAAGUCCUACCAAGGGAAGAGGUGGUCUUCGCAGAAGGCCACUCUCUCAAGAAGAUGAAUCAACAGAAGAUGAUAAGGUAGAAGAUAAAAUUAGUGAAGAUACAAGUGCAAAAAGUCCUACCAAGGGAAGAGCUGGUCUUCGCAGAAGGCCCCUCUCUCAAGAAGAUGAAUCAACAGAACAUGAUAAGGUAGAAGACAAAAUUAGUGAAGGUACAAGUGCAAAAAGUCCUACCAAAGGAAGGAGUGGUCUUCGUAGAAGGCCUCUCUCUCAAGAAGACAAAUCAACAGAACAUGACAGGGUAGAAGACAAAAUUAGUGAAGGUGCAAGUGAAAAAACGACUCCCAGAAGAAAAAGUGCUCUUCCUAAAAGCCCUCGCCGAAGGUCUCGCUCUAAAGAGUCUGAUACAAGUGAAAAAAGUCCUACUCCAGGACGAAGUGGUCUUCGCAGAAGGUCUAGCUUUCCGCAAUACCAAUCGCCUGACUCUGACAGUGAAAGUUCCAGUGAAAUAAGUUCUUCCAAAGUAAAAAGCGCUCUUCGCCAAAGCCCUCGAAUAAGUGCUGGCCCAAGCCCUCAAAAGAGUCCUCGUUCUGAACAGCAAAGUGAAAACAAGCAAUACGAAACAAGGCAGCGCGAAAAACGCAAGCAGGAGAGGGAGGAUUUGAAAGCGAGAAUCGAGGCUCUGAAAAAAAAUAUUUUGAAAGAGGACAAAAAGGAGAAGAGAGAAGAUCUAGCGAAAUUAGAGAGAGAACUCGAAGAGAAACUUGAAGUUGAAGAUAGAGUACCCUUUAAAAAAGAAAAAACUCCGUCUCGCGCUCAAAAGCGAAGAGAAAAAAGAAAUAGCACAAAGAGACUGAGCGAAGAACGCAUCAAAAAUGAAGAAGAUGAGAAGAAGAAAGAAGGGCCAAAAGAUAACGAAGAAGAAAUGAAAAUGCUUCUUAAACUUGUUAGAGAUGAAAAUCUUCAAAUCCACCCAAUACGACCCGAUGGAAGUUGCCUGUUCGCAGCUGUUGGCCAUCAGUUACAACUUAAAGGGAUGCCUACAUAUACGCCUACUGAGAUACGUAAAAAGGCUGCGAAUUAUUUGAGACAAAAUAAGCCAAGGUUCAUGCAUGUUUUGGUCCAGGAAGCUGAUCUUGUGGACAAAAAUUCCGGCGGAAGUAGGAGAACUGCUGAUCAAGCGUAUGAAGCUUACUGUGUUAGAGUGGAAACAGACCGGUGGGGUGGUCAUACUGAAAUAAUAGCUCUUGCUAACGUUUUUGCGUGUGUUAUAAACGUUAUUCAAACACCGGGACGAUUUCUGUGUAUGGUUCCAUAUGAGGCUAGUGACAAUCCUGAAUUGACUAUUGUUUUUCAUCAAAAAAUGUUUGCGGCAGGGGGACAUUAUAACUCAACUGUGGCACGGCUAAUAGAAAAACAAGAAGAAGAAGAAGAUGAAGAUAGUGAAGAAAGAUGAAGGAGAUAGUGCUUGAUGUUGUAGAAUUAUACUGACGUUUAAAUGAAUUGACAAAAAAUAUAUAUGUAUGUGCAUGUAUUUAUUAAAAGAUUUU
Messenger RNA from Sitophilus oryzae (rice weevil), 2757 nucleotides. Its product is annotated as neurofilament heavy polypeptide. Bases 165 to 2663 code for a protein of 832 amino acids. The record is from RefSeq and is a predicted model, not a curated record. The transcript has a single exon. Lineage: Eukaryota; Metazoa; Arthropoda; Insecta; Coleoptera; Curculionidae.